Molecule: messenger RNA, 2079 nt
Organism: Oryza sativa Japonica Group (Japanese rice)
Lineage: Eukaryota; Viridiplantae; Streptophyta; Magnoliopsida; Poales; Poaceae
Product: putative F-box protein At5g55150
Molecular function (GO): protein binding
Source: RefSeq, a predicted model, not a curated record
CAUAUACAUAGUCCGUACACUCAGUUACCGAUCGAGUUGGAAUCGUGCGUGACCGGCCGAACUGCAUAUCUAACGCAUACGCACGCAAAUCGCAAUCAAAUCACAGUCACCCAUCGUCGAGCUAGCUGUGCGCUUCGCAUGAUAGACCUAUCGUCCUCGAUGGUCACGUCGCCGGCAACGGCGAGCUGGUCGGACAUGGUGUUCGACCUCCUCGCCACCGUCUUCCACACCUUCAGCGACCCCGCCGACCUCCUUCGCUGCGCCGCCGUCUGCUGCUCCUGGCACGCCGCCGCCGCCUCCGUCCGCGACCGCCACCCGCUCUUCUCCCGCCGCCCGCCGCCGCCGUGCCUAGUCUACACGGCUGCUGCCUCGGGCGACGGCGACGACAACACCCGCGCCGCCACCAUCUUUCCCCUCGCCGGCGGCGGGAGGACGUUCGAGGUCACGCUGCCGGCUGAGCCCCCCAUCCGCGACAGGUCAUGGUUGGGCAGCUCCCAUGGAUGGAUCGUCACCGCCGACGCCGACUCCGCCGAGCUCCGCCUCGUCAACCCCGUCACCGGCCAGCAGAUCGACUCGCUCCCGCCGGUCGACACCAUCGAGCACGUCAGGCACCGCAGCCAGAGCGCCGCCGCCGCCGACGACGACGACGAAGAUGACUACGACUACGAGAUCGUCCAGUACGACUGGACCAUGGAGCAGCGCGACGACCGGCCACCGACCCAGGCGAAGGCCGGUGAGCUCGCCGAGUACCUCCUCAUGCGCGCGUUCCUGUCGUCUGAUCCAUCGUCGGACAGCGGCGGCGGCGGCUGCAUCGUUGUCCUGCUCCACCGGCCAAAGUACCAGCUCUCGUUCGCGCGGGUGGGCGUCGACGAGCGCUGGGCUUGGGUCAACCUGCCCGACUCGGACUUCUACACCGACGUCGUCUACAACGACGGCGACGGCAUGUUCUACGCUGUCAGGCACCAGGCCGCCAUCCACGCCUACGACUUGUCCGGCGGGCCCUCCGCCGUGCGCCGGACGAUCGUCCUAGCCGACCAGUUGCACGGCGUCAUCGACCUCGAGACCAAGUACCUCGUCCGCGCCCCCGACGGCGGCGAGUGGCUGCAGGUGUGGAGGAUGCUGAAGCCCGUGCGCCGCGCUGCCGACACCCACGGCGACACGACGCCGACGACGGCGGUGUAUAGGAAGACGACGAUCUGGAUCAAGGUGUUCCGCGUGGACCUCGCCGCGCAGAGGCUGCAGGAGACGGCGACGCUGGGCGACGGCGGCGACAGCCACGCGCUGUUCAUCGGGUGCAACCAGCCGUUCUGGGUGCCGGCCGGCGGCGGCGACGGCGAGUGCCCGGCGGGCGGCGUGCUGCCCAACCACAUCUACUACACGGACAACGAUGAGGACUACGCGCUGCUCUACCCGGAGGCGCCCAGGGACAUCGGCGUCUACAGCGUCGCCGACGGCAGCUUCUCGCCGUUCCGGCCAUCUCUACCAUGGCUGACUUGGCCAUUGCCGAUCUGGCUUGUUCCCAAUUUCGGUUACUACUGUCAAGGUUAAGUUAGGAAGAACUAAAUUAACACAGAGCAGCUAAGUUUGAUUCAUUGAUUGGUUGUUUUUUGUUGCUUUCAUUAUUUAAAUCUACGUUUUAUUGUCUCUGAUUUUUUUUUAAUCAUCGUUCAAUCCAAAUGUCGGGCUGUGCAUAGAGUGUGACUUUUCUUUUUUCCUUCUAAAUUAAAUUUUGUGCUGAUAAGACUAGACUUCUUUUUUUCUCUACCUGUAUGGAUUUGACCAAUUUAACUAUAUUUUUUUUAAAGCUAGAAUAUUUUGUAAAUGCUCCGAACUUCUCUAGUCAUCACUAGUUCACCACCUCUUCAAGCGAAAAAAAAAAUGGAACUCGUUUCUUCAGUUAACUUCAUCUGAUCGUAUAGUAAUACAUACACAGGGAGGGGCUUUGUUUUGUGCUUUUGUAAUAUGUCUCAUUAGUUCUGAUUAUCCUCAUUUGAGGAACAUUUGUUGUUAACCUUUUUAAAUUUCUCUUUCCACUCUCAAUAUAAUCUCAAGCGCCAUCCUGCACUCGCCUCCAAAUAA